This is a messenger RNA of Canis lupus familiaris (dog), 1526 nucleotides long. It is a transcript of the gene SAC3D1, whose product is annotated as SAC3 domain containing 1. The transcript has 2 exons. Lineage: Eukaryota; Metazoa; Chordata; Mammalia; Carnivora; Canidae. The record is from RefSeq and is a predicted model, not a curated record. The coding region runs from base 141 to 1217 and encodes 358 amino acids. Gene Ontology annotation, biological process: spindle assembly; centrosome duplication. Gene Ontology annotation, cellular component: spindle; nucleus; centrosome.
GGGGGCGGGGCCCGGCCGGGAUCACCCCGCCGGCUCGCUGCAGCCCCGGCCGGCCUCGGCCCGCUCUCGGAUGCAAUGGGGCGAGUGGCUGCCCCCGGCUCGGGGAUGCUGAGAGCCUGUCCUUUCCCCUCAGCGCCCCCAUGCCCGGCUGCGAGUUGCCCGUGGGUACCUGCCCAGACAUGUGCCCGGCCGCCGAGCGCGCCGAGCGCGAAAAGGAGCGCCGCUUGCACCGCUUCGAGGUGGCGCCCGGGUGCCGCAGCGACCCGCCCCGCGCGGACCCACGGCGCGCCGUGAAGGAGUACCAACGGCCGGCUGCCGGCAAGGCGCGGCCCCUGCCGAGCCAGCUGCGUCCGCCGAGGGUGCUGCUGGCCACCGUGCGCUACCUGGCCGGCGAGGUGGCCGAGCGCGCCGACGCAUCCCGCGCCGAGGUGGCCAGCUUCGUGGCGGAUAGGCUGCGCGCGGUGCGGCUGGACCUCGCCCUGCAGGGCGCGGACGGCGUCGAGGCGGCGGCGGUGCUGGAGGCGGCGCUGGCCGUGCUGCUGGCGGUGGUGGCGCGGCUGGGACCCGACGGGACGCGCGGGCCAGCGGACCCGGUGCUGCUGCAGGCCCAGGUGCAGGAGGGCUUCGGCUCUCUGCGGCGCUGCUACGCGCAGGGCGCCGGGUCGCGUCCCCGCCAGGCCGCCUUCCAGGGUCUCUUUCUGCUCUAUAACCUGGGCUCCGUGGAGGCCCUUCACGAGGUUCUACAGCUGCCUGAUGCCCUGCGUUCCUGCCCGGCCCUGCGCAGGGCCUUGGCUGUGGACUCGGCCUUUCGCGAAGGCAACACCGCCCGCCUAUUCCGCCUGCUGCGGAUCCUGCCCUACCUGCAGAGCUGUGCUGUGCGGUGCCACAUCGGCCGCGCCCGCCGAGGAGCCCUGGCCCGCCUCGCUCGUGCCCUGAGCACCCCCAAAGGCCAGACCUUGCCCCUGGGCUUCAUAGUCCACCUGCUGGCCCUGGAUGGGCCUGAAGAGGCACGGGACCUGUGCCAGGCCCACGGACUGCCCUUGGAUGGACAGGAAAGAGUUGUGUUUCUCAGGGGUCAUUACACUGAGGAAGGGCUGCCACCUGCUGGGACCUGCAAAGUGUUGGUAGGGAGCAAACUCGCAGGGCGCACCCUGGAGGAGGUGGUCAUGGCAGAGGAGGAAGAUGAGGGUGUGGACAGACCCAAGUCCCCAGCAUGAGGAGGAGCUGUGCACUCUCCCAGAGCCCAGGACUGGAUCCAAGCACUCAGGUUUCUUUUUUCAUAAUUCCUACACAAUAAAAGGAACUUGUUUUGUAGGGACUAUAACUAUGCUUGAUUUAUUUGGGAGAGGGCAGGGAGGAGUUGAGACAUGAUAGCCAUAUGGGGGGAAAGAGCUCAGAGUAGCCGUACUGGGACUAAGCUGUUGCCUCAGAAGCUUGAUAGGGUUCUAUGAUUGUCCUCAAAUUGGCAUCAAGGGAGACUGGGAAAUAACACCCCCCCCAAAAAAAAAAAAACUGGAGUGGGAGAA